Molecule: messenger RNA, 10030 nt
Organism: Xyrichtys novacula (pearly razorfish)
Lineage: Eukaryota; Metazoa; Chordata; Actinopteri; Labriformes; Labridae
Source: the annotation of a GenBank genome assembly
GUGUGUGUGUGUGUGUGGGUGGGUGGGUGGGUAUGGGUUAUUUACAUCGUGGUGUCAGUGCUAGCUGCUGACACGUGCCGCUGUUUUCCCUCUUUGUCCUGCUUCACACCUUCUCUGGCUUCCAUGAUCUCUGCCUGCAGGAUGAGGAGCUGACUGACUGUUUUACUGACUGACUGUUUCCUCAACAUUUACUCCCCUCCAGCUCUUUUCUUCAUCAUCUAUUCAUCGCGUUGCGCUGCAGGAGGAGUCUCAGCCUCUUUUAUGCGUCUUUUCGAGGCACAAUGACCGGAUUACCGUUGGCGGUGUAGCUGCCCGCCGCGACAUCUGCCCACCUGGGAAAGCCGGGGGAUGAAGCAUCUUGUCCGGGCUUCCUUUCGGGCUCCGGCCGGGCUGCUUUGUUUUGGAUGACGCGCGCAGGGAUCCUCGUUGUCUCUUGGUUGCACCCUCAUUUGGAAACCCCCCAUCCCAUCCGGAGAUCCAUGCCCCGGUUUCUGUGCCACUACCAUCAUCAUCAUGUCCCCAGCAUCGGCUGCCACCGCCAGUGAGAGCAGCACCAGCGCCACCGUGCCCGAGGACGAGGAGCCGGAGAGCCCCAGAGAGGAGGUGAGGACACAUUGUUUACAGUUUAUUGGCUAAUUUUCUGCAGACAGACAUGAAUUAGAGAUGUCCUAUUUCCCCGAUUACAGCGGAAUCCCCCGAUCUCUCUGUAUUAAUCAGACUCCAGGCUGAAUAUGGACGAAGGGCUUUGGAAUUAAACCUGAUUUAUUAUGUAAUCAAAGUCUGUUUAUUACCCUAUUGUGCACGCUAAAUGGAUGAAAGUGAGCGUUCAAGCGCGCACUCGACAGCGUGAACGAGCCUGGGUUUACUUCUGUUUGUCUCCCCUCCAGACAAGUGUUUCCCAACAUGGAGUUUAGUAGGGGUGGGAGAAAAAAUCGGUUCACAUAAGUACCGCGAUUUUUUGUUUUACAAUUUUUAAAUCGAUUUUUAUGUUCAAAGAUAGUUUUUUCUCAAAUUUAAGAAUAAAGAUCCUUACACACCGGAACGACGCAAAUAUACAACACGAAAUUACAAAAUAUUCGAAGGCAAAUUUUGACGCGCCUGACUAUACACAUCGAGCGCGAUGCGAUUUUGCGUCUCUCCGGGGAAAAAAAGACGCGGGAAGACUGACAGAACAGCAGACUGAAGGUCCUUUUACACCGGGACCGUUUUUUUUCGUGCGAUUAUUUUGGAUGUCAGUAUUUUUUUUAACCCGUAUCCCGUCAAUACAAGCGUUCACAUCAGCGACGUUUUCCCAUCCAGCGAUAUUGCGACAUUUAUUUUUUUGGAUCACGGUUGAUUUUUCUAAAGUUUUGCAUACUGUGUGUCCACUUCUGACCAAUCAGAUUGCGUGUUGUUGCGACGUCAGAUUCACCGGUAUAUCCAACAUGGCUGACCAGCUGUUUGUUUAAGUGUCAGAGAACAGAGUGAUUUUUGAUAAAAACACAAACAUUACAAAGAUAACGACCUGAAGGAUAGUGUGUGUGCUUUAACAGUUUGCUAAACGUCUUUGUUUUAAAGUUCAUUUAUUUCAUAAUUUCACGUCAUAUAUUUGUGUCAUUCCCGGUAUCACUAAUAACUAAAGAGUGAUUGAUCAGUGGAUAUGCUCAGCUUCCCUGUUUUACAACAAUAAGUACAUUUUACACACAUACUGUAUAAAAGCUAACCGACUUCUGAACAGGGAGUCCUCUCAGAGAUUCAGCCUCAUUUGCUCCUGAAGCUCUGGUGUCUGUGACAUGGCAACGUGUCUGCUCCAGGGAGGAGGGGGAGGGGAGAGACGGCGCCGCAGCGGUGUUAUGUUUUGAUUGUGGACUAGGGUUCUCUUUUUACAUAUCGCAUCUCUAAAUCUGUGUGUAAUCAUACCUCAAAAAUGAUAAAGGUGACUUAACCUUACAUGAUUUUUUUACUUUAUUCUUUACCACGACUGUGUCAACUGAGAGGCAGCUUUAAAUCCACAGUUAGUCAUUCUUCUGUGAUUAGAUGAUUAUUAAUGAUAUGAGAAAGUACCACAGCAGCGCCUCUGUCAAGCGUUCACCAUAAAAGUCUACCUGGUUUGAAUCAGGCAGAAAUUACAUGAGUUAAUUGGGUCUAAGCUUUUUUAAACCUGAUGUAUUUAAUCUUAUAUAAGUCAUUUGAUUAUUUUUAAAACUGAAAUUUUCAUAUUUUUCCAUUUUUUCUUGCAUUUCCAAGAAUAACAGGUUACCAAAUCCUGCACCAUUACCUGAUUAACGUCAAUAUUCUUGAAAAAUAAAUAGACAAUUAGAAAAAUUAAACAAACCAGGUCAGAUAUACAAAUAUAAUGUGGAACUUUAAUGCUUUUCCUCACCUAGAAAUUAAUCAGUCAGUUAAUUUUAAUACCGAAAGCUCAGAGUAGCUUCUCAACAUAUUUUCGUUUUUUUCUGCUUGUCUCAAAUGCAAGAACGUCAUUUUUAAACUAUGACAAAUAUGUGCGGUAUUUCACAGGACACCUGAUGCAGAUAAGAGACACUCCUUUUCCUACUGUAAAAAAAAACCCUAACAUCACUGUGUUUGUGUUUUUCGUCACGUCCCUCUUUUUCAUGAGCCUCACAAACACAAAGAGCUCGGUUUGAUACAGAGUUUGGGGGGUUUCUGAAUUAUAAUCACAUUGAUUGUUGUGGUGAAGCGUGUGCAGGAUGUGACUGAGUAAAUCAUCUUCCUGCAGAAGGUUUAUCUCAAUAGGGAAUUUCAGCGUUAAUCCCUUUUUACCCCGCAGGGUGCAGCCUUGGGUAGGUGAGGGACUUUGGGACCAUGUGACCAAGGUGCUGCAGAUAAUUAUGGGGAGAGCACAUUUAUUAUUUACGCUCAUGUGUCACUUGAACAGCACAGAGCUGACAAACUGAAUCCAAAACAUCAGUGGAAGAUGCUGGUUGUUUUAAUACUGUACAUGCAGAGAUAAAGAGGAAACAUUAGUUCUCGUUACAGUGACUCAGUGCGGCUGGAUUUCUCUCUCAAACGGUUUAUGCCUGUAUGUGAAAAUCUCUACCCUGGUGCAAUGUCUCAUAUGCUAAUUUUUUGAAUGAAUUUUCUCAUAAUAAAUCCUUUUGGGGGCUUUUGAACCUCUGCCAGGUUUGUGUGGCAGCGCUCCAAAAUGCAGCCGCUCAGGCUCGCUGUGCCCCGUGGUGACAAAAGGAUGGCACCAGCUUUAAGCUGCCAGAGUCAAAUGACAACCUUUUUUUUUCUGCUUGGCUUGUUAUUAAAAGUGAAACCUACCCCUCAGUAUAUAUCUGUUCUUUCCUGAUGUCAUAUUUAUAUGAAAACUUGCACUAAAGUCGUGUGAACACUUACAGUCACAGUCAGUGAACAGUCUUUUUACCGACAAUAGGACGUCUACUCCCCGCACUUUUAUGUAAAUGACAUAUUUCUGUCGUAUUUCAGUCAGAAAAGUGGUCGAGUCUUUUGAUUAUAACGAGAACAGACCAGGACAUAAGAAAUUGGCUCACAGCUCAUGCAUAAACUAUGCAGAAGCACUUACAACACAGAAUAUUUCCCUCAAUAUUUCAUAUGCAUGAGCCAGUACUUUUUAAGUUUCAAACUUUAUACUGAACAGAGAUUUAGGUCAGACUUAUGCUUAUCCAUUAAAUUACAGUCUAAUAGUCUGUGAUACCCAAUCAAAAUCCCUGAUUGUUUGUGACAAUUAUAUCUUAAAUAUUAAAGUGUCCUGUUAAAAAUGUACCCAGAUUGGAACUUUGUUUGAUAACUGCCUUGUAGAAGAGUUUAUGUUGUGUAUAUCAGUGGUUCUCAACUGGUGGGUCCCGACCCAAAAGUAGGUCGCGGACAUGUUCUGGAUGGGUCACGAACAGCUGGUCAAAAAAGUAAAUAUUUAAUGUGAUAUUUAUUAGAUAUUUGAUAUUUUCUGUAUAAGUAACUUCAGUAGUUGUCAUCCUCAUGUUGUUUCCUUCAUGUGCUCUGAAAUACACUUUAAUCAAUACAACAAGUGGAUUUAUGUUAAAGAUUAGAGUCUUUAAAGUUUUAUUUUAUGUAUAAAAAAUAAACUUGCUUGGUUUGAAUUCUAUAAAAGUGGGUCAUGACUGAAGGACCAUGGGAAAAUGUGGUUCCCAGAGUGAGACCAGUUGAGAACCAUUGGUAUAUAUGUUGUUGUUUAGUGUUCAUAUUAAUCUAUCUUUAUCUUGUUUACAGCAGCGCCCUCACAAACAGUCCCUCUCCAAGUCCUUGUGUCAGGAGACUCACUGGAAAUGCCUGCUGCUCUCCCUGCUCAUGUACAGCUGCGUCGGGGUGAUGGCGUGGUGCCAGGUGACCAAGGUCACUCGCCUCUCCUUCGACAGCGCUUACAAAGGAAAGUCAAUGAUGUACCACGACAGCCCCUGCGCCAACGGCUACAUCUACAUCCCUUUGGCGUUCCUGGUCAUGCUCUACGUGGUCUACCUGGUGGAGUGUUGGCACUGCCACACGAGGAACGAUCUGCAGUACAAGGUGGACGUGGAGAGCGUGGCAGAGCGGAUCCAGAGAAUGCAGCAGGCGACACCCUGCAUCUGGUGGAAAGCCAUCAGCUACCAUUACGUCAGGAGGACACGGCAGGUGACCCGCUAUCGUAACGGAGACGCUUACACCACCACACAGGUGUACCACGAGCGGGUCAACACCCACGUGGCAGAGGCUGAGUUUGACUACGGGAACUGUGGGGUCAAAGAUAUCUCCAAGAACCUCCAAGGUCUGGAAGGCUUUCCCAUCACCAGGCUGAGGUUCACCAAGUGCUUUAGCUUCGCCAACGUGGAGUCAGAGAACUCCUACCUGACCCAGCGAGCUCGCUUCUUCACAGAAAACGAGGGCUUGGAUGACUACAUGGAGGCCCGGGAAGGGAUGCACCUGAAGAAUGUAGACUUUAAGGAGUACAUGAUUGCCUUUUCUGACCCCGAUCACCUCCCCUGGUAUGCACAGAACUCCACUUUCUGGGCGGCGGCAGCUUUCACCCUCUCCUGGCCUCUGCGGGUGCUGAUGGAGUAUCACGCCGCCUGUGCGCACUAUCACGUCGAGAAGUUGUUUGGCUUCGAUUACGUGCCAGCAACACCUUCUGAAGAGCGGCCAUAUUGCAGACACAUCCCUCGAGUCAACACAAUUGACAGCACAGAGCUGGAGUGGCACAUCCGCUCCAACCAGCAGCUGGUGCCCAGUUACUCUGAGGCGGUGCUCAUGGACCUGGCCCAGCUCUCUGGGAGCUGCAACAGCUACUCUGUCUGCGGAGGCUACGGCAGCUACAGGCAGAACUGUGAACGCUGCCACCGAGCCAUCAGCAGCUCCUCCAUCUUCUCUCGGAGCGCCCUGAGCAUCUGCAACACGGGGAGCCCUCGCAUCCCCUUCAGCGCGAGCCGCUUCUCGCUGGGUCGGCUGUACGGCUCCAGGCGGAGCUGCCUGUGGAGGAGCAGCGGGAGUCUGAAUGAGCAGUCCUGCCCCACAGAGAGCACGCGCUGUCUGUCAGGAAAUCAGAACAGUGAGGAGAACCCUCCAGCCUACCAGGACGCUCUGUACUUCCCCGUCCUUAUUGUACAUCGCAAUGAAGGCUGCCUCAACCACGACCAUCGCUCCCUGCACAGAAACGGCUCCUGUGUGGAGACGUCUCUAUGACCCGCAGACGUCUCUGAGGACCAGAAUAACUCAUGCUUCUCCCUCAGGCAUGGAGGUAACUCAGUCACCAACCAUUAGCAGGGGUUCGCUCAAAUCUCUUGAGUUUCUGUAGCUUCAAACCGGGUCAGGAAACAAUGUAAAUCUGGAAAGUCCUUACAGUAAAGUCAAAAGGUCAUGAUGCUACUGCUGCUGAAAAUUAAAUGCAGCUUUGGACGGACAAAAUUGCCAAAAAUCGACGUACUGUCUUUCAGCAUUUAUAAGGACAGGGCGAAAAUAACCAGGAGGGCUUACACCCGACUGUAAAUGCCAUAUUUGUAGAUCUUAGUCACAAACCAUUUACAAGGAUGAGCAACACUGAGAAGUGUUUGAAGCCUGAUUCGAGUUUUGACUCAGCAGUAGCCUAAAAGGACAGUGACUCAUGUAAAUGAUAGGGGCAGCCUCGUUUCAAAGCGUCAUUAGCGAGGCUAAAUGGAUUUAUCCGGUCUCAUGGUUCUCAUAAAGCAAAGAAGACUUCCCAAACUGAAAUCUGAAACAUCUGCAUGAGAAAGUUUUGAUACCGGCUCGUUCAGAUCUCUCCGUUCAAAGUCAAAGCUCCUGGAAAGUCGUACAAAAAAGGGGAUUUAUUCUCAUGCUAUAAAAAUAAGAGUCUCCUGCAGAUGCUGAACUAUCAAGUAAGCAGAAAUCGGCUUGAUUGCGGUGACAUUACACUCCCCGGCUUUCUAAAUAUAGCAGCACAGUCAAUGAAUAAUUUAGUACCUGGUGGGCGAAAGGACACGGGAACUUCAAACCGAAUCAACAACACGUCUACAAUCUGGUUUUUAAUUCAUGCUGAGCCCAAAUUUUGUAUAAUGGGCCAUUUAAAAACGCCACAGUCAUUAGUAAACGAGCUAAACUCAAAGAUUCAUCUAAUUUCAUUUUGGGCAAUAUCUGUAAUCAGCCUACCUCCUUAUUUAAGUGCCUAGCAUUCAACUGUUACUGACUAAUGUAAGCUACUUUUAACACAAGUCAUCUCAUCCAAACAGCCUGAAUCAUCACUAGCAGACCUAGGACUAUCAUUGUUCUUAUUAUUGUUAAAAUUACACUUUUGAGAGUACGACCCCAGACUGUUUCCCCCUCAUAUUACAGCACAGCUCAUAAGUAAGGCCAGCUGAAGCUGCUGCUGCCGCUGCUGAUGCGUAUCAGAGAGACAGCCAGAGCUUGGCAUCCACAGAACUGCAAAUAGGCAGAGGCCUGGAAUAACUACUGAUAGUGUCACAUUAAAUAAUAUGUCAGGGUUACUUUAAAGAACUAGAAUAAAAAAAAAAUACUUCCUCUCAAAUGACUGCAUGCAGUAUCUUGGUCAUGGUGAAUUUUACAUCACAGUCAGAGCAGCGCAGAACAAAUGAUGAGAACUGCCACAAGAUUUUAAAGUUUAUAAUGAAAAACUUUUAACAAUGUCACAAACUUGAGCUGUAAAAUCAGAGAUCACACUUUUAUUCAUCCUGAACGGUCUUCUUAAAGGGACAGAAGAGACACUGACUGCAUUUAAGAGGAUGUACUUAUGCAAAAAUCUGACUCCACCUAACGAGACCUGCAGGAAAAUAUCAACUAGUACUGAUUUUUUUAUCAUGAAACUCAUAAAACCACUCAGACGUGUGAGAGCAGUUAAUGUCUGAAAGGCCUGUGCAGGAAAAUGGGACCAGAUAGCCAUGCUCAGUACAUUCCACAUGUUGGGUUUGGAGUAAAAAAAACCGAGCAUGAUAAAGCCAGAGAUCCUGUCAAAACUCAGAUUUCAUUGUGAAUCUUCUUCACUUCACUUACUCCUCCUAUGCAAGCCCCCAGAUCUCAGGACGGAGGCUGGUCUGGCUUUAGCUUUCACUCUGAAACGGUUCGAUUUACUCUGUGCAAACACCGGUGUGUUAAGAAGACAAGCUGUAACUGUAAAGCUGGGAUGUGCUGCACUGUUCUUCACUGAUCUGCUCUCAGUAUGUUCUACUGGGGGCUAAAACACCGCUGCAUGUCGUAGCCCAGUAUUUACUAAACAAACAGAAGUCUGGUUUAACACUUCACACGACUCUUAAAGGUGGGGUAGGCAGGGUCUGAGGAAGUUCCAGUUUUUAGGAGAAAUCUUGAAUGUAAACUCUACCCCUCCCAACCAGUUUUCCCCUCAGCUCCUCCUCUCCCUCAAGCCCCGCCCACAAACAGACGCUCCUGCUCGCUCGUAUCGUUCCAAUUAAAUUCAGAUAUAAUGCAGAUAAAUACUUCAGAUCAUUACAAAUGGGGCCCAGUCAGGGUGAAAGUCAAAAGCAUUGGUGCUACUUAUCAGAAAGAGACUACCAGCAAACACAAUGUUUGCAGGACUUCUACAACGAGGAUAAAGUGACAUAGUCCAGGACCCGAGGGAGGACAGUUUAGCGAUGGCGCUACAACACGCUACAGCAGGUCCGUUUGACAAGAAACACUUCUGUUACAGACACUUGUCUUACUUUGUUAAAGCGGUUUACCUGUCCAGCAGAAAGGUUACAGGGUCACCAAGAUCCCCAAGCGUCCCCCAUCGUUUAUGUUGACCCGGCUUUUUAGCUCUUGUCCGGUCUACCUCCGUUUUAAGCGCCCGUUAUUCCUCCAGAGUCUCCACUAUUUACUUUGUUUUCUUGCUUGUGUCGGCAGUCGUGGCCAAAGGAGGAUUCAGACAAUUUUCCGAACUUUCUGGUUGGUUUCUACUGUCCGAUAUUGUAGCACGCUAACUUUGUUUGGGCUCCUGAACGACACGGGGGAGCAGCGUCUGCCUCACAACCAAUCAGGUUAGAGGAGGUGGAGAACGGCUUUGUUUACAGUCAGAAAGAGCGGACCGCUCAAAAAUGUUCAAAUGUUGACGACACAGACAUAAGAGAACACAGAGAUAUUGAUAUAUUAGCAAAUGUCAUCAAUAACUAAUAACUAUUGACUGAUAUUCAGAGAUAUUUUGUAAAUACACCACAAAAAAAGAUGCUUCUUUAACGGACUCCUGCCUACCCCACCUUUAACAGGAACAUAAACGUGUAUUUACAGUCAUGUCCAAAUAUCCCUUUAAUGCGUUUCAACCGAGAAACCUUUCAGUGCAACGAGAAGCAGCUCUUUAGUUUCUGACUAGACACCAAAUAAAACAGGGAAUUUAUUUCUGUUAUCAUUCCUAACUCUGGAAUCAUGUCCCAGCAUGCUUUGGUUUGUCGUGUCCUGUGGAUGAUCUUUGGGUCGAACUAGAAAAUCACUAGAAAUCAGCGAGGAAGAUCGCCUGAAAUAGUGAACUAACUUUUGAUUUUGAUCAAUGUUUUAAAUGAAGUCAUCAGAAUUUCUCAUUCAUUGUUUGCCAACAAGCCUCUCCGAUGGCUUCACUGUGAUAUUCAUACAUGGCCAUAUAUGUGUAAGAAUAGGAAAAUCUGUUUACCAGUGAAAUGUUUACGUAGCAGCAGGGAGAGAAGAAUCUAAAUCUGGGAUGAUAUUAAAAAAAUGACAAAUCAGAGUGGACGGGUCUGAAGGAGAGGUGACUGUUAACAUUUAGCCAUGCUGAGCACUAAACCCUUUAUAUCAUGUGUUUGAAGUAGAUUAGGUUAUACUGUGUUAUACGGGGGUUUGUCUCUUUGUACUUUUAUGAUUUAGAGGAUUUCAAGACUGUAGGGCAGAAAUGAUUCGUACUGUAAAUAAAUAGAGAUGAGGCGUUAGAGCGGCUGUAGAUCUUGUUCUUGGUUAGAUGUGUCACAAACACCUUGGAGGUGACUAAAGCAGGGACUUUUUUGAUGUGAAGAUGUUAAAUGGUGCGUGUGACUGUCAGAAGCAGCAAUAUAAUCUGUUUAAAAACACGACGACAGCAUAUUUGUGCUGCUGCUUUUUCUGUUCAAAGCCAUUUUUACAUUUCCAGAAUGAUAUUUAUUACACCCUUUACUCCACUGUUAUGUGACUGAUUUAAAAUGAGGGGCUUACACACAUCCACAUCUCUGUAGGGGAUUACUGAUAGUUAUUUAAGAUCCUCUGUAAUUAGACUGCUCUGUGUUACACCAUCUACAAUUACGUUUUUUGCCGAUCUUUGUAUGUCUAGGAAGAAAAAAAGAAGCAAUUUUGCAAGUUAAAUUUUUGAAAAUAUGAGAUUGUUCAUACUUAAAAUUGUUUUACAAGGAUAUUACAAUCUUGAACUUCUUUAGUUUUAGCCAGUAGGUAGAGAUUAAAAAGUCUGUAUGUGCUCCAACACUACCACAAAGUUGCCUUGUUGUACCAUAAGGACUGAAAACCAAAUCUGUGUAUCGAAAUGGGAAAAAAAGGCUCCUCAAUAAAAUUUAAUGCUCACUAAAAUGCUGUUGUGUCCUUGUCCAAAGAAAGAUUGGUACUUCCUGUUUCAAACACUGAAAACUGGGUUCAUGGACGACUUGCAGCAACUCUGCAG